AUCGCUGCAUCCUCUCGUGCGUUUUGCGUCACUCUCUGCGUACCGGAAACGGCCGACUCGCAGUGCUACGCGCCUCCGUCCCCAACAAUAACCCUUUUCAAGAACAUUCCUUUCUGCUUAAAUUCCAAACCCCACAAACCCACUUGCAUUCCCAGGUACUUAUAUUUGAAUAACAGUGUGAGACUCAGAAACGACGGCUGCGAUUUGGAGCUGUAAUGGGUGUGGAUUACUACAACAUACUGAAGGUGGGCCGCGGCGCCACUGAGGAGGAGCUGAAGAGGUCGUUUAAGAAGCUGGCGAUGACGUGGCACCCGGAUAAGAACCCCAUUAAUAAGAAAGAAGCUGAGGCCAAGUUCAAGCAGAUUUCGGAAGCGUAUGACGUGCUCAGUGACCCGCAGAAGCGUCAGAUCUAUGAUUCAUACGGGGAAGAGGGGCUCAAGUCGGCGGAAUUAUCGGGUUCCAGUGGAGGUGCCGGGUCUUACAGCUUCAAUUCCAGAAAUGCGGAGGAUAUAUUUGCGGAGUUUCUCGGCAAAUCCGAUGGGAGGUCUUAUGGGGAUGGGUUUGGGAGUCAGGGCAGCAAGAAAGCACAGCCGGUGGAGACAAAGUUGGCAUGCAGUUUGGAGGAGCUUUACAAAGGUAGCCGCCGGAAAAUGAGGAUUUCCCGGAUUGUUCCUGAUGAAUUCGGGAAGCCAAAGACUGUUGAUGAAAUACUUAAAAUAGAUAUCAAGCCUGGCUGGAAGAAGGGCACAAAAAUUACUUUUCCUGAAAAAGGAAACCAUGAACCUGGGGUUAUGCCAGCUGAUCUUAUUUUUGUGGUGGAUGAGAAACCCCAUGCGGUUUUCAAGAGGGAUGGAAAUGAUCUUAUUGUCAAACAGAAAAUCUCACUCCUGGAUGCACUUACUGGCCAUACACGUAACUUUACAACCUUAGAUGGAAGAACUCUCACAAUCCCAGUUAUGGAUAUUGUGAAACCAGGUCAACAAGUGGUGAUCCCAAACGAAGGAAUGCCCGUCUCAAAAGAACCCAGCAAGAAGGGAAAGCUUAUAAUCAAGUUUGAUGUUAUCUUUCCAUCAAGGCUCACUGCAGAACAGAAGUCGGAUUUGAGGAGAGUGUUGGGUUGAGCUGAAGAGUAGUUCCCCUUCACACCUGAGGUAACAACCAUCUGUUAAUGCUGAUUUGUGUUAUGGUGCAACUGAAGUCAAUGUAAAUAAGUUUUCUACACUACUAAAGAGCAAAAUUGUGCAUAGUAGGAACAGAGUUUGGUGGGUUGUAAGCAGUGUUGAUAGUGUGAAGUAGCAAGGGAAAACUUUCUCAACCUCAGGUUUUACCCCAUCUGCUUCAGUACUCUAAUUGAAAUCUGUACACUAGUAAUUCGAGGGUAAUCUUCCAGUGUUGAUAUUACAGAGACCUUCUGUACUAUAUGUUUUGGAAAUGAAGUUUAAGUUAUUGC
This is a messenger RNA of Rubroshorea leprosula, 1450 nucleotides long. NCBI's taxonomy places the organism in Eukaryota, Viridiplantae, Streptophyta, Magnoliopsida, Malvales, Dipterocarpaceae. The record is from the annotation of a GenBank genome assembly.